Messenger RNA from Pecten maximus, 5621 nucleotides. RefSeq names its product BRCA2-interacting transcriptional repressor EMSY-like. Gene Ontology annotation, cellular component: nucleoplasm. Lineage: Eukaryota; Metazoa; Mollusca; Bivalvia; Pectinida; Pectinidae. The record is from RefSeq and is a predicted model, not a curated record. Gene Ontology annotation, biological process: regulation of DNA-templated transcription. Gene Ontology annotation, molecular function: protein binding.
CCGCCAUUUCAACAUGGAGGUCAUGUAGAUUUGUGUGGACACAGUGGAUGAAAAAUCGGAAGAUUUCUCCUUAAUUCCAGUAUAUUUUGAUUGCAGAACGGAUAAAAUGUGGCCAAUGUUGCUGGACAUGUCCCGGGAUGAAUGUAAGCGCAUCCUGAGGCGCCUUGAGCUGGAAGCCUAUUCUUCACUUGUAUCGGCAUUCAGGGCACAGGGUGAUCUCAACAAAGAAAAGAAAAGGAUACUGCAAGACCUGCAGCAAAAUCUCAGCAUAUCGACUGAGAGACACCGCGCAGAAGUACGAAGGGCCAUCAAUGAUGAAAAACUCUCUACAAUUGCUGACAGUAUGGCUGGGCCUAACACCGAGUCCGAGUGGCUGAUAGAAGGUCGUAGACUGAUCCCUUUGAUGCCACGGCUUGUACCACAGACAGCGUUCACUGUCACGGCCAAUCAUGCAGCUAAUAUACAGGCAGAGAAAAAUGCCAGCAUGCCUAGUCCCUCGCAUACUGGAAACAAAGAUGUGAACACUGCAGCGAGUCCCACUACCCCAGUAGGUAGUGGUAUCAGUAAGGUGUCGCGUCCCUCAAGUCCCAGUUCCAAUGUGGUGGUCCUUCCUAGCGGCAUGUCCAUACACAUCAAAGGAGGACUAAAUACUGAAGAGGAUGAGGAACCCAUCAGUCGUAAGAGACGGCGUAGUCAAUCCACUGAAACUAUUGUUUCUCCGUCAGCUUCCACCCAAACCCCACGUGUUACAUAUACCACAACAGCUGCAAGCUCUGUUUCCGGAAUGUCACCAAUGAAAAUCACCAUCAGCAAAAGUCCGCAAGGGCGCUCUCAAGUUUCUACCAAUAUCACACAGUCACAAAAGGUCAUCUUGGUGUCCAGUUCUGGCCAAUCACCCAGCGUUCUUCAGAAGUCAAUAACUGUCCCAGUGGUAAAGACCGUUGGCUCACUAGCAGGUAGCGGUGGACAUAGCAAGGCCUCAAUCAUACUUCCAAACACAUCAGUCAGCUCCUCGAAUGGCAGUCUGGGUAAUAUUGUUACUGUAGCAACACCGACCAUGUCUACAGCAACUUCCACAUGUACCACUCCUACUGUGGUGACCACUUCCACCAUGACAUUUCUUACCCCGGCUGUCAGUGUUCCAAAACCUCGUCUGAAGACAUCCAUGCCCAGGCAGAGAUUCACGACGUUUACACAAGCAGGCCAGCCCAAACCUGGUGUAGUAAUCCCGAUGGGACCUCAGCCUGUUCAGCCCAGUCCACAGAACAUUCAGAUCAAACCUGUAACCAAGGCUUCCGCCAUACAGAUACGCCAAGAGGGAGGUAUGAAGAUUAUCACCCAGAGUAUACCAGGGAGCAGCACCAGUAAAAUUCUCCCGAAACCCACCCAGCUGUCAAACAGCAGUGGCACACCCGUGGUUGUCGUUAGCGCAGGCUCAUCCACUGCCACUUCAAGUGUUACCAUGGUUACGAGGCCAGUUACAUCCAUCGGCCAGUCUGGUACAAAAAUACUCAACAUAACCCAAGGAGGAAAGGUGAUAUCUGGUGUGAAUCGGUCGGGCAAUGUAGUAACGGUCAGUCCAAAAACGUUACAUCUGACAGCGGUCAAGUCUCAGUCUGGAGGCUCAGGAAAACCUAAUGUUAUUGUGGUACAGAAGACUCAGCCAAAGAAAUCUCAGGGUGGCCUAGGUGGCACCUCCAAGGGAACAACUAUCAUCUCCAGUCCAUUUGAAAAAGAAUUGGUGAGCUUCUUACAGAAGCAAGAUUCUACCAAACACAUUGUGGUGACUACGCCAGGCAGCCAAAGGACAGAGAGAAAAGUUAUAGUAACUACCCCCGGUCAGCUGGAGGCUGUCACUCGCCAGAGAGCUAGAUCUGAAUCGGAAGGAAAGACGACUUCCUUACUGGCGGAUCUCAUCCAUGCAGCUGGUAUUGUCCCUGACAGUACGUCAGAGGCGACGGGCGAUGUCACAAUCAAUCUGGACGAGGCAGCAAUGGCAGCUCUAUCGGUCAGCUCACAAGACAGCGACACAUCAACCCAAAGUACCACAUCUCAGUCCUUACCUAACAAUGAGUGGUUUGAGUAUGAUGUCACAGACGACAGUAGUCAAAACUACCAGACUUCUGGACUGGAAUCGGGAGUCGAAAUACAGACCUCCGAGUCAACUCAAGCUAAACCAAAGGUCACAGUUCAGAGGUCAGCGAGCGUUGACUUGAGUCAGUUAUCAGAUCAGCUUUCUCCACAACAGUUCUACUCCAUAGAGCAAGCCAUGAAAAUUCUCAAUCAGCCGAAUGCAGAGGGAACCGCCCCGACGCUAGAUCCUGUAUCUCUCCUUAGGAUGGAGGGCUCAGAGAGCUCGCAUUCUGACCCAGGUACAUCAGAGAGCCAGUCAUCGCUGACCACAGACAAUGCUGAAGUGGACACUACUACGAGCAUACCCUCUUCCCAGAGCUCAGCGGAAGGCUCCCAAUCCGAGCUCGAACAUCUUGCUCCCGGCUUGAACUUUCAGGGGGAGCUUGACCCUCAAACAGGGAUAUUCUACACUGUAGCUGCCACAUCGGGCUCUGACACAGUUGUCGCCUCAACACCUACUCUAGACAGGGCACAACUUGAUGCAACAACCCCAGGAACAAAGACAUUUGAUCUGCUCAGUAGCUCACUGGCCCAGGCGCAGAUUGACCUUGACCCCUACCAGUUCAUAGAGGAGGAUGUCCUUGUGGAGAAAGCGGACAGUCAGUCUGAUGUCCCGACUGAUGAUCAGACAACAGACAUCGAGGCAACCACUACAGAUUCGUCGGAAGUUACAUUAGGGGAGGUACCAAGUGGAGGGCCGAUCAUCCAUAUCAAAUCAAGCAGCUUCAUUCCCAUACAGGACCUGAACAAGUCCCGACAAAAUGCCACCAUUAACAUCACCAGACACCAGCCGCUGGCCCAAGGAGUGUCCGAGCUGAUCCUACCCCAGGAGGGCGUGUUUGCUGAGGGAGUGGAGGUGAUGGGACAGGAAGGGACCUUAGAUGACUUAGAAUCUCACAUGGGGGGUAGUCUGUCUGACAGUAUGUCCAGUGGAGUGUCCUCCAGUGCCGUCACCGUGGAGACGGCCCAGAUGGUGGAUCCUGCCGACGUAAGAGCGGAGAUGUCCAGUCUGGAUGAUUUGGGUGUAGUCACAAGUCCCUCUAUGGGAAACAGCUCUGACAGCCAAGAGGUAGCCGGACUUGACCUUAGUGCCUCAUUGAGGAUGAGCAAACGCAAGAGGAAGGCACCGUCUAACAUUGAUGAGACUCCGAACCAAGUCCAAGGUUCCUGGAUCCGAUCAUGUAUAGGGUUGAUUCAGAGGGUGUCGAGAUACCGAGGUCUGAACCGAGAGAAGGGAGAUCUGAAUGCAGCAUCAUGGUUCACAGAACCAGUGGAUCGUAGUGAAGUUCCUGAUUAUUACACCAUCAUCAAACACCCAAUGGACUUCGGAACGAUCAGGAAGAAAUUGGAGGCUAACACCUAUCUGGACCAAGAAGACUUUCACACCGAUAUGUUACUGGUGAGGGACAACUGUCGUACAUACAACCCCCCGGGGAGUACUGUCCGUCGCGACUGUGAUGAAGUGUUCGCCUUUUACAUGUCAGAAUAUGAAAAACUCCUGGACAGAUGGCAAAAGGCUCAGAUGUCCUCACCGUCCCCUAAGAAAUCUCGCCUGGAAAAGAGUCCAGUAAGGCCAUGAAAAGAUUAGCAAGACUUCAACGUAGAGAUGCAUAGAGCCUAUUGGGGUUAAUACCUCGGUGAUCUGACAGUCAGUACCGACCCAGUGGAGUUAAAACCUCAGUAAUCUGACAGUUGUACCGACCUAUUGGGGUUAAAACCUCAGUGAUCUGACAGACGGUACCGACCCAGUGGAGUUAAAACCUCAGUAAUCUGACAGUCGGUACCGACCCAGUGGAGUUAAAACCUCAGUAAUCUGACAGUCGGUACUGACCCAGUUGAGUUAAAACCUCAGUGAUCUGACAGUCGGUACCGACCCAGUGGAGUUAAAACCUCAGUAAUCUGACAGACGGUACCGACCCAGUGGAGUUAAAACCUCAGUAAUCUGACAGACGGUACCGACCCAGUGGAGUUAAAACCUCAGUGAUCUGACAGUCGGUGCUUUCCCUGUGAGCAACACAAGUGGUGUCACCUGCCACAGUAAAGAAUGGGAUCCCUGGUGCGAGUGGCACAUCCUACCAGGGGCACCUGACUGUAAUCUGUGUACAUGUUUCAACUUACACUGACCAUGGUUUAUUCCAACCAAAGCAGAAUGUUUGCUGCAUGGACCAACUUUAUUGAGCGGGAGUACAUGGAGAAAAACAACUUUUACAUAGUCCAUAGCACUCGAAACUCUAAAGCAAGGAGGUCCAUAGCACUCGAAACUCUAAAGCAAGGAGGUCCAUAGCACUCGAAACUCUAAAGCAAGGAGGUCCAUAGCACUCGAAACUCUAAAGCAAGGAGGUCAUGCAGAUACUGUUAGGAAGGAAAACCUUGUUCUCGGUGAGAAAAGAUUCAAGUGCUUAAGGAAAUGUGUAACCUUGACAACAUGUAUGUCGGUCUGUACAGACACAAAAUGAGUGGCAAGGACACUACAACAGCCUGUAUCAGCCACAUCCGAUGAACUGUGAAAUGAGUGACACAGACACGAAUGUGGCCUGUACACACAUACAUCCGAUAAGCUGUACACAUGUGAAAUGAGGGACUCAGACACUACAGCGGCCAGUACACACAUACAUCUGAUAAGCUGUACACAUGUGAAAUGAGUGACUCAUACACUACAGCGCCCAGUACACACAUACAUCCAAUGAGCUGUACACAUGUGAAAUGAGUGACUCAGACACUACAGCGGCCAGUACAUACAUACAUCUAAUGAGCUGUACACAUGUGAAAUGAGUGACUCAGACACUACAGCGGCUUAAAAAAAGAGUCGGAUGAUUGACAUGGACACUACAGGACUGUUGUACAUGUAAACAUAUGUUUGUAAAAUGAAGGGUGUGUGCAAUAUUUAUUUUAUCCUUUUGACAAUUUUAGAUCACUUGAGCAAAAGUGACAUUUCAAUCACUUUUCAUCGAGUGUCCCAUGUUUAAAUGUUCGCAUUUUAUUAAGAUCACCAUUGGACUAUACAUUAUGUAUCUUGUUAAGGAUAGUGCAUAGCAGAAGAGGCGUGUAUAAUGUUGCCACGCUCUUUUCUCGGCAAAAUAACGUUGUAUAUUUAAAAUCUGGUGAACACUGGACCUUUGUUUGUGCCCAGUCUUAAGACAUUCAGAGGCAUAUAUAAGAGGUAAGAUUUGCCCUUCAUCCCUGUUUCUGUCCCUCAGAAAUCUAAAGGUUUGCAAGAGUAUGUCUUUCUAUCAUUGAUAGCAAUAGGGAGUUGUAUAUCCAGCAAUAUCGGAGCAGGGUCGGAUAUGUUUCAAACAUUAUAAAUUUUUCAUCAGUAUUCCUGAGAUAUUAUUGGCCCGGGGAAAAGUUGGCUAUUUUGAACUUAUAAAAAAGUCCUUGUGAAGGGUAAUUUGUAAUAACAAAACGAAAUGACUCGUAGCUAUAAGGUUGUCAGUUCCUCACAUGAUUCAAAGGCACAAGAGUCAUAAGCUUAAUGGUACAUAGAAUUU